GCAGGUUUGUACUACUAAGCAGAAGUUACCGCGCUGCAUCUCAUACUGCCCUGAUUCAAAACCCAUAACAUGUGAUCGUUCCAGGUCCGACAUUUCGGUUCCUUUGAGCAUUCCUCUGCAAAGGACAUCCUGCAACGACUUGCAUAACACCGCACAGCAGCCGAUACCAACAUCAAGAAUUCACCUCAUCAAUCCAUCCAAAUACCUGACAGAUCUCCACCUCUGCUGAUCAAACAGCCACUAUGGCUUCCUACAAAUCCACCUUCAACAACUCACCACGUUCAUCACCAUUUCGACGUCCUGCCUCGCCCAACUCUCCCACCAUAUCCGGCGGGCGACCAGCCACGCCACCAACCAACAGAAGCGGCGCCUCUCCAAUGACGUCCCCAUCUAAACUCAAGCAUGCAUACACGGUAUCUGAGGAGGAGGAAGACGAGGUCGAAGAAGAGGAAGACCUCGUCUUAGUGUCCACACCAUCGAAAUCCAAGACUUCUUCUUCUUCUUCAGAGCCCUUAUUCAAGAGAGCCCAAACGGAACCACCGCCAUCAUCGUCGUCGCCAACAACACAACGCAAUUUACACUCCUCCUCAGGCAAGUAUGAUGGCAUGGGCCGCAGUGGUGGUGGUCUUUUCUCCUCAACCCACGAGCCACGCAGACAAGUGUCCAACUCGGGCCUGUCUCAGAACGACAACUUAUCUAAGCUACCGCCCCAACUCCUCCACAACAUGAGGGAGGCAUUCUCCGUGCUCGAUGCAAAUUCGACCGGCACCAUCGACGCCGCCUCCGUGGCCGAGACUCUCCAAUCUCUCGGUCUGCACGAGACCAAUUUGGCGCAAUUUUUCCCGGCCGGCCAGCCUCAGCAGCUGUCCCUUCCACAAUAUCUCAGUCAACUCGCCAAUCUCCUGGCCGGCCUGUCACCGCAACAGGAAUUGCUGAAUGCCUUUUCGGCCUUUGACGAUGACGACAGUGGCCAGAUAGACGUGGCCGAGCUGCGCACCGCCCUGCUUAACACCGCUCCAGACCCUGGCGAGCGGCCUCUGACCCAGAAGGACAUUGAUCGUGCCAUGGAGGGGUUCACUGGGAGGAGGAUUCUGGGUAAAAAUGUCAUUGGAAUCGCGGGUGUGCGGGGGCUCAACACGCCCGCUCCUAAGAGGGGUGGCGACGUAUUUCGCUAUAACGAGUUUGUGGCCAACUUGAAUGGUGGGCCUAUGACAGAUGCUGCACAAGGCCAGAGUGUCCCGGCACGUUAGUGAUGAGUAUGGGUUAUCAAUGUCGAUGGCGUUUUGGGGAGUUGGUCGGGGGGUACAGCCUUCUUUUUAUACAAUUCUGAUAAGAUUGCCCAUGAUGUACAAUGUCACAGCUUCUACACAGACAUCUCAACAUCAAGGUCCAUAGCGGACAAAUUCAUUGCCCGACUACUUGAAUAAUAAACCCUUCAAGUCUGGCAGUCAUUCAGGCAUAAGAAUGGC
Exophiala dermatitidis NIH/UT8656 is the source of this 1469-nucleotide messenger RNA. RefSeq lists its product as uncharacterized. Lineage: Eukaryota; Fungi; Ascomycota; Eurotiomycetes; Chaetothyriales; Herpotrichiellaceae. The record is from RefSeq and is a predicted model, not a curated record. Gene Ontology annotation, molecular function: cytoskeletal motor regulator activity; calcium ion binding; myosin heavy chain binding. Bases 243 to 1250 code for a protein of 335 amino acids. Gene Ontology annotation, biological process: actomyosin structure organization; mitotic cytokinesis. The transcript has 2 exons. Gene Ontology annotation, cellular component: cytoplasm; myosin II complex.